Messenger RNA from Cutaneotrichosporon oleaginosum, 687 nucleotides. RefSeq lists its product as uncharacterized. NCBI's taxonomy places the organism in Eukaryota, Fungi, Basidiomycota, Tremellomycetes, Trichosporonales, Trichosporonaceae. The record is from RefSeq and is a predicted model, not a curated record.
CCAGUAGCAAUCGCCCUUACAUGCAUCAUAAAGCGGUUCGGAAUGGCUCUAGCAGCACCGCAUACACUUGGCGCUGGCCGCACCCGCUUCCUGCGGAAGUGUGCCUCGCUGUUUGUCCGUCACGUGCUUUGCACCGCGUCUUGCCACCCAACACUACAUAAGCUUCGUCUCAUAGUUCUUCCCAUCCUUUUCCCCAAGUUUACCAUGACAUACGAACCCCUCCAGGAUUGUGAGGGGACCUCCCUCCCGCCGCAGACCCGACUUGCCCGCUUCACGGCGUCCCUGGCGUCGAUGCGCGACACAGGCGCACGCUUCCUCGGCCGACUAUUGACAUUCUGUUUGGACUACUUCGGCGAGAUCGUAGGGUUUCUGCUCAUUGGUGCGUUCGUAUGCUUGUGGGCGUACAUUUUUUUUGGCAACAUUUGGGCCUUCUUGACAUACGACGCCGCGGGGGAGGCGAAGAAGGCCGAGGCGGCAUUGGCCGCAAGAAACGCGGCACUCAUUAAGCCGAUAAUGGACAAGCUCGCGGAGCUCGAGAGAGACAUCGGGUUGCUGCAACAGGCUGUUGAUAAGCUGGACGGACGGAGGCACGAGCCGUAGCAGGAUGCAAGAGAGUAAAGUGGCAACUGGGUUGAGAUUGACUUCCCAUUAAGAAGUUCUCACAUUGCAACGGGCUGCUUCUCCUGA